AUGGCAACUACCCUCUUCGGUCUGCCCAAGGAAUAUGGCUACGUCGUCAUUGCGACCGCCAGCACCUGCUUCCUCGGCUUCUGGCAUGGCGCCCGCAUAGGCAUCUUCCGCAAGGCAGCUGGUGUACCGUACCCGAAGGCCUUCGCCGACAGUGGCGAUCUGGCCAGCGCCGAGACUGGAGACCAGAAGAAGAGGAUGUAUCUCUUCAACUGUGCCCAGCGUGCUCACGCCAACUACCUCGAGAACCAGCCCUCCGUCAUGAUCGCCAUGCUCAUUGCUGGUAUUCGCUUCCCACUGUGGUCUGCUGGUCUGGGUGCCUUUUGGAUGAUCAGCAGGGUGAUCUACGCAACGGGUUACACGAGCCCGAGCGGCACAAAAGGUGAGGGAAGACUGUACGGUAGCGGGUUCUGGUUUGCUCAGCUUGGUCUGUUUGGGCUUGCGGGGUGGACCGGCUACAAGAUGUUGUGA
Molecule: messenger RNA, 468 nt
Organism: Recurvomyces mirabilis
Lineage: Eukaryota; Fungi; Ascomycota; Dothideomycetes; Mycosphaerellales; Teratosphaeriaceae
Exons: 4
Coding region: 1-468 (155 amino acids)
Cellular component (GO): nuclear envelope; membrane; endoplasmic reticulum
Molecular function (GO): glutathione transferase activity; glutathione peroxidase activity
Source: RefSeq, a predicted model, not a curated record